This is a messenger RNA of Hemicordylus capensis (graceful crag lizard), 1348 nucleotides long. It is a transcript of the gene IL2RG, whose product is annotated as interleukin 2 receptor subunit gamma. The record is from RefSeq and is a predicted model, not a curated record. Gene Ontology annotation, biological process: cytokine-mediated signaling pathway. Bases 68 to 1129 code for a protein of 353 amino acids. Gene Ontology annotation, cellular component: external side of plasma membrane. The transcript is spliced from 9 exons. NCBI's taxonomy places the organism in Eukaryota, Metazoa, Chordata, Lepidosauria, Squamata, Cordylidae. Gene Ontology annotation, molecular function: cytokine receptor activity; protein binding.
CUGGGUCCUGAGGAGGACAGCACCCUGCUCUCUCUCACAGCCAGCAGCCGCUGCUGCUCAGAGGGCAAUGGGUGCCCGUGAGGACGCAGGGAUGCUUCUGGUGCUCGUCCUCUUUUUCUUGGGCCCCCGUGAGCGAACUGCAGCGGGUCCUGUACCACAAGGGGUGGAGUGUAUCAUCUUCAAUGAGGAUUACAUGACCUGCGAUUGGGGCAGCAAAGAGAAGCUGACAGCCAACUACUCAUUCUACUACUGGUACAUCACCAGGCCUCCCUCUCCAAGAGCAGAGUGCAAACAUUACCUCCAAACUGAUGGUAUCAACACGGGAUGCUGGUUCAACAAAAGCGAGCUCCAAAUAGGACUUAAUCGUUUCAACGUUCACAUCAAUGCGAGUCAAAACGGCAGGCUCAGCACCAUCUCAGCUGAGUCUCUGAUACUGCCAGACUUAGUGGUACCUAGUGCACCCAUCAAUCUCACUCUUAAGAACAUCAGCAACAACCAGCUGCAGCUGACCUGGAAGACACCGUACAAAAGCAACGAAGGUUGCCUGGAGCAUGAGGUCAAAUACAAGAGCAACAAGGACACCGAAUGGACGAAGCAGAGCGUGACCAACAUGAAAUUCAACAUAGCCAGUGUGGACCCUGCAAAAUUUUACACCUUCACUGUCCGCAGUAAGAUCAGCAAUCUCUGCGGGAACACCAAGCUCUGGAGUGAGGACUCUGGCCCGGUCUUUUGGGGGGGAAACUCCACCAACAAGGAUGGUGUGAGUUCCACAUCGUUCUGGCUCCAAAGUGUCCUGAUUCCUAUUGGCUCCAUCUUUGUACUGUUUCUGCUUCUGGUGAUGCUGAUGCGAAUGGAGAGAGUGUGGCUGGUCCUGAUGCCCAGAAUCCCCAACCCAAGCAACAAAUUUGAGGAUCUCUUCACUGCCUACCAGGGGAACUUCUCGGAGUGGGCUGGAGUCUCCAAGGAGGCCGUGGAGAGUUUCAAGCCCAACUACCGCGAAAGCAUCUGCCGUGUCAGCAAGUUGCUCCUUGAUUCGGGCUACUUGCCUGUCAGCAGUGAUGCCAUGAGCAAGGCUGGUACAACGCUGGGUGUCUCUGUAGACUCCGUCCCCAAGGCUAACCCUGAGUAGAAGCUGCAGAACAGACAGUGCUCCACACAACUCCAGCCUUCAUGCUCCUCCUGAAGAAAACAAAACCUUGUUUGGAUUCAACAAAAUAUCAAAGCAUCAAGAAAGGAUCCAAAUACUGUAUUCUAAUGUUUUAAUAUAAUAGCGAUCAAACUGUAUGGUUGAAAAAUGUCCGGACUACAUUAAAUAUAAUUAACCCAAAUCAAUAAAAUCUAUAUAUCU